AGUGCGCGCGGGCAUGGAGGCGGUGCUGGAGAACCUGGAGCGAUUCGCCGAGGUGCUGGCGGUGGCGCGGAGUCCGUGGGCCGGCGACUGGGACGAGGCGGCGGUGAGCCGAGCCUUCCAAUGGGCCUGCUACUUCGAGCAGCUGGACUCGCGGCUGGAGGGAAAGGCGGGCGCGCAGGCGGCCCUGCGGCGGCAGCUGGAGCAGCCGGGCAGCCGCGCUGGCCAACACCACCGGCUACCGUGGUACCGCGGCCUGCGGCUUCGGGAGCUGGGCCGGGGCCAGGAGAUGCUCGGCCAGGCGCUGCUGUGCAACCCGGCCGCCUCGGCCACCGCCUUCCACCGGGCCGCCGCCUGGUACCGCGGCGCGGGAUGCGGCCGGGGGGCCGUGUCGGAGUCGCUGGGACGCGCGAUCCGGCUGACGGCGGCGGCGCGGGUUCUUCAGGCCUGCGUGGAUCCGCCGGAACGCCAGGCUGUGGCCGAAACGCAAGCGGAGAUACUGCGCCAGCGCUUGGGGGAGCGGCGGCGGGAAUUACCGGAGCAGGAGGUUUUACGGCGGGCUGUGUCUGGCGGCGGCAGCGCCGGCUCCUGGCGGCCGCUCGCCGCGCUACUGACGACUGCGGGAGGCGGCGGCGCGCAACCGCAAGCCCUGCGGUGGUUGCUAGGUGACGGGCGCGCGCUGAGCGCCGCCUGCCGCGAGCUGCCGUGCGCCGCGCUGACCCACCUCGCGGCGCAGCAGCCCGCCUUCGCGCGCGGCUACUCCCACUUCCUGCAGCGGUGGGGCGGCCGCAUGCGGUACGACGCCGGCAGCGGCCGCUGGCUGCACCAGGAGUCGCCCGAGCAGGAUUGGGAGAGGUUGUUGCAACACUUCGCCACUCUCCUGCAGGGGCCGCCGAGAACCAAGGAGUCGACGCGGCAGAUGUUAAAGACUCUGAAAGCCCAGGAUGGAGACUUUGAAGUGUGGGGGAUCAGCAUAUGGACGGAUCUGUUACUUGCAUUAGAACGGCAGAAAAUUGUUUGAGAUUGUAAUUUGCAUUUGAUUAAGUUGCAAACCAUAGUAAUAUGUCUGCACACCUGUGAAGUGAUCUCCUGCUGGCUCAGUCGAGUUACAAUUAUUUAAUGCAUUGGGGUGAAGCAGGAAACGCUGGCAUCUGUGGAGAGAAACAGUUAAGGAUUGAAGUCACUGAUCUUUAAUUAGAGCUGGCAAAACAGAUCAACAGGUGAAAACGGCUGGUACUUUUCAGAUUUCCAGCCUUUGGUAUUUUGCUUAACAUUUGGGAUGUUUUCAUCCUUUUAAAUGAUUUUAGAUGUUUCAGGAAGCUGACACAUCUUUGCAUUUUCAUUUUACAGUAAAACUGUUAAUUUGCUAUGUGGCUAAUUUCUCCAUAUAACUACAACCCUUGAUUCCAGGCUACAUUCUAGUGAAGCUUUCUGUGCUGUCUGUGUUGCUACCACAUCUAUCCUGCAGUGUGGUGACCAGAACUGUGCACAAUACCUUUGGUGCGGCCUGGCCAACGUUUUGUGAAAAUGUUUUGUAAUGCACUGGCACUUUUUGUUUCCUCUGAUUACAAUUUGAAAUGUACAGAUAGAAUGGUUUUGCCUUGCAUCAAUGUGCAAUUCAUGCCAUCUGUCUACUAAUCUUUGAGCCAUGGAAGAGUUUCAGAUUUAGUCUACAUAAUUCUGUUACUUUAAACUCAUCUAUCAAAUUCCUUGGUCAAAAAAGUGACACUAGCUUUUUCAGCUUAUCCAUGUUAACUCCUCCUGUUAGAUUCAUUUCUUCUGCACCUCCAAAGCCUUUGUCCUUUCAGAAAUGUACUGCCUAGAAGUGAAAGCAGUACUCCACUAGAUUCCAAUUGGGGUUAUAAUAGUGUAACAUAACAUUAGUACUCUCUAUGUAGCAUCCCAUGGGUCCUAUUUUGGUUAGCCUGCCUGCAAGGAUUUUGGUAUGAGCAACUUGCCCCUCUUGCUGCUUGCACCUCUUUCCAAAAUUAUGCUAUAUAGUUCUUCCUACCAGGAUCUAUUGUGACUCACUUUUCUAAAUGCAUUCCAUAAACCCACCUAGACAUGUCUCUAAUCAUUAUUGACUAUUACCUUUUUUGUAUGAUAUGCAAACUUAGUGACUUUUAUGAUGCACCCUUCAAAAAUCAGAAUGCUAAAGUUGCAACAUGCAGUCAAUAAUUCUGAUUAAUUUGCUCAUUAUUCUGUCUUUUUCUGUAUAUUUGCUUGGAUCCUUUUAACCUUAGGCCAGGCCCUAAGUUUCCAUAUAUCACCAUGACAUUUUUACUUUAACUUAACAGGGGUAUAUUGAAUUUAAAUUGCCAUUGCUCAACCUGGUGUACAAAUCCUAAGAUUACUUAUUUAAUUUGCAAACAUGAACAUGAGGAAUAGGCACAGACUAAAUGGUUCCUUUAACCAGCCUUAUUAUUCAAGAAGAUCAUGAUUGAUUUGUUCUUGGCCUUGGCUACAUUUUCUUUCUUGUUACCCCCAUAACGCUUGACUCCCUUGUGGACCAAAAUACAAAAUUGAUUGGACCUCUCUGCAACUUAGUUUGAUUUGUCUUUCAAAAGCAUUACAGAAAGGAUAAGUACAUGAAGAAAUACUUAGCUUUUUAAAAGGAUUAAAAAAAAUACUUUUUGCAACAAACAUACAGCACAAUCUGAAUAUUUUAUCAACACAACUUCCAUUCUACAUUUAAUCCUAUCAGGCUUACCUUCUGUUUGUUGCUCUCAUGUGCAGUCCUCCAGCUUCUCCCAUCCAGUUGUGCUACAUUGCUAGUUCCUUAUUCUAUCAAUCCCUUGAUAAGAAUUUUAUUCUCAAUUUCUUGUUGGAAACUAUUUAGUUAUGGCCCCUUACUCUAAACUACUUUGCAUGCACAAACAUUUUCUGUCUUUCACACUAAAAUUAUAAAGGCAUGCCUAAUUCAUUUUUUCUUGUGAAAAGAUCCCCAGCUUGUUCUUUCUAGAUGUCAUAACUCCUCAGUUCUAGUAUCAUCCUUUUAAUCACUUUUACACCUCCAGUGAAUUGAUUUUUUUUGAUUAAAGUUGUUCCAGUUUAUAAGUCUUGGCAGCAGUGUUUUCAGCAGUAAUGUCUUCACUUUGAAGAUCCUUUUUAAAUUCAAGUUGUGAUUUCUAGUCCUGGAUUAGGUGUGAACUUUGGCAAUUUCAGCUCUGAAUCAGAGGUAAGAGCAUACAAUUUCCACUCCAGAAAUUUGAGCACCUAAUCUAAGUUGACACCAUCUGCACUACAAAGAAAAUGUGGCGCCACUGAACUGGGGCCCAGUUCCCUUUUGGAAAGACAUGAAAGAAUUCAAGUCUUUAUCCAUGGCUUUAUUCAAAGAGCAGAUAGAUUCUCCUGACUCCUGUUGAUAUAUAUGCCUGAAAUGACACAACUAAAAUUGAUUUAGUUAUUAAUUAUUUGUGGUACUUGCUGUACAUGGAUUGUCUGUUUUGUUUGUAAACUACCUCAUCUGUAAUUCAAAAGCACUUGGCUGUCAAAUCCUUUGGGAUCUUCAGGUUGAAAUAGCUUCAAUAUAAAUGUCACUACUUUUAUUCUGUCUAGUCUAUCAAAUAGAUUGUUAUUCCUCAAUGUUUUGAAGUGAAAUUGCUACUUGUAAAUAAAUGACAAAUUUCUCCCUACCAUAAGUUCCUUUUUCUAUUGUUUAACAAGGUUUUGAAUAAG
Pristis pectinata (smalltooth sawfish) is the source of this 3675-nucleotide messenger RNA. RefSeq names its product FA complementation group F (gene fancf). Gene Ontology annotation, biological process: interstrand cross-link repair. The coding region runs from base 14 to 1018 and encodes 334 amino acids. Lineage: Eukaryota; Metazoa; Chordata; Chondrichthyes; Rhinopristiformes; Pristidae. The record is from RefSeq and is a predicted model, not a curated record. Gene Ontology annotation, cellular component: Fanconi anaemia nuclear complex. The transcript has a single exon.